This is a messenger RNA of Manacus vitellinus (golden-collared manakin), 762 nucleotides long. RefSeq names its product LLP homolog, long-term synaptic facilitation factor (gene LLPH). Lineage: Eukaryota; Metazoa; Chordata; Aves; Passeriformes; Pipridae. Gene Ontology annotation, molecular function: RNA binding. Bases 51 to 395 code for a protein of 114 amino acids. The transcript has 3 exons. Gene Ontology annotation, cellular component: nucleolus. The record is from RefSeq and is a predicted model, not a curated record. Gene Ontology annotation, biological process: dendrite extension.
GGGCGCGGCCUGGCUCCGGUGUGGCGGCGGCCUCGGUGCGCGGGCAGGACAUGGCCAAGAGCCUCCGGAGCAAAUGGAGGAGGAAGAUGCGGGCGGAGAAGAGGAAGAAGAACGCGCCCAAGGAGCUGGAGAGGCUGAAGAAGAUCUUGGGAACCAACGCGGAUGUUGUCAUGGAGGAGGUCAAGGAGGUGGCGACCGUGGUGCCCCCCAAGAAAGUGCUGGAACAGAGGGAUGAUGGCAAAAUGGACCUGGAUAAUAAGCGGAACAAAAAAACUCUUCUAGAUCAGCAUGGACAGUACCCGAUAUGGAUGAAUUCCAGGCAAAGAAAGAAGCUUAAGGCACAGCGUGUUAAAGGGAAAAAAAAAUCAAAAUUGGCCAAAGGCCUUGUCUGGUAGAAUCAGUUUUGUAAGAUCAUGAAUAUUUUACUCAACAAAAUAAAUUUCCCACAUAUUUUGUGCUUGGUCACUGAGUAUUAUUUAUUGUGUUGAAUGGAAUUUGAAAAGACUGUUAGGCCAGCAGAUGAUGAAACGAGUAUCAACGUGGUGUCUCCUUAACUUAAAAAGCAAGCUGAGUGCCUUUGAGUAGACUAAUUGUCUCUGGUUAUCUGUUUUCUUGAGGAGGGGAGGGUCUUCAUCUUUUAUAUUGUAAGCGCCGAAAACACUGAAGGAAACCCUAAAAAUAAUUAAACCGUAUGUUUUGUGUACUGUGGUCUUUGUCAGUGUAACUUCUCUUUUAGUAAAUAUAACCAAAGGAGUCUGUAAA